AUGGCCCCAGAGCAAAGGCCCCCGAAGCACACUGAAGAGGAGUGGGAAGGGAUCAAGGAGGUCUUCACCACACUCUGGAUAGACGACGACUUAUCCUUACGGGAAGUUAUCGACGCCAUUGCCACCAGUCACAGCUUCCAAGCGAGAACAUUCACCGCCAAUGCAUCAAGCUCUGCCGUCCAUGAUGGCAACAGGUUAAGAGCAGAAAGAAACCAAUACCCUGAGAUUCUCAGUGGAUUAAUGCCGUCAUUGAAACCAACACUCUUCAGGCCCCUACAGUCGCCAGGCCAUCUAAGAUCCAUGCACCUCGCCGCAUUUGCAAUCCAUGAUUCCUUCCAACGUGCCCAGAUGCUCAUGCUGGCUCCUCCUAUGAACGACGCAAACCGAACCGGUUUGACAGUUCCACACAGGCAUGAAGAUGGCUGGCCUCUUGGAGAGUUUUAUGUGAGGGCUCAAACCCUUUCCUCCUUCAUGUCCGUCCCCAACUUCGCAUCCCGAGCUCUCAACAUUGAGACACUGAAUGGUGGAAUCCAGGACUAUGUCAGUCAGGUGGUCGACGACAUGACUCCGAGCCCCAUCAAUAUUAUCUGUAUACUACAGCUCUGUUGUAGAUUUUGUCACGAUGACCAGAUUCCCGUUCUCAGAAUUCUUUUUCGCUUUAUCAGGCAGAGGGCCGCCUUGAGAACCCACGGGCACCAUCUCCAGUUGCUAUGCGACUCGCUCCUGGAUUCGUUGGAUAUUCUUCUGCCCAUCAUACUCUUUGCCGCCCGCCAGGCAGUGCAGAAUUCAAGUACUGUACUCGGGCCGCGUCAUCCUCAGACUCUCAGCGCUCUGCGUGGGCUUCAUUCAGCUUUGUUGUGCUGGGGGGACUUCUCCAGUGCCCUGCAGGUUUCUAUUCACUGUGAGAACCAGGAGACAGAGGUCGAGCGAGACAGCUUAGAUGCAACGACCGCAUGGCGCGUGGAGGCGGCAGUCAGGCGGAUCCGCUGUGAACUGUCCAUGAACCGGCUCCACGAUGCUGAGGUCCACUUAAGCGAGCUGGCACGGUCAGUGAGGGCUAUCGAGGUUGAGUCUGGAAGUAUCGACUGGCAUAUCUUGUUUGCGUUUUUGGAUUUCCGCGGUGAGCUACUGCGUCUCCAGGGGAAUCCAGCUGCAGAGGACUUGCUUGAGGAGGCGUAUUCUGUUGCACAAGCUAACUGCCAGUUGUUUAAUUGGUGGUAUUUUAUAUAUGCUGAAAGGCAUAUGGAGUUUGCCAAAAAGCCAAUGAAUCGCUGGACACCGUUCCAUCUUUUCGUAUGA
Molecule: messenger RNA, 1299 nt
Organism: Fusarium vanettenii 77-13-4
Lineage: Eukaryota; Fungi; Ascomycota; Sordariomycetes; Hypocreales; Nectriaceae
Exons: 2
Coding region: 1-1299 (432 amino acids)
Source: RefSeq, a predicted model, not a curated record